AAAAACACCCCAUAUUAGAUCUUACUAGCAAAUUUAUUACAUUACCCUUUAAACACAUAUCCAUAUGGACAACCAACAACACCAAAACAUGAGAACAAAUCAAGAAAAUGAUCAUCAAAAUAGCUCACCUAAUUCAUCAUCUCCUUCACAUGAAUUCUCAUUCACAAUCUCGUUUCAACAAACAAAACAAAUCCCACCUUCUUCUUCUUCUUCAACUACUACUACUACUACUACUUCAUCAUCAUUUGCUAUAGAUUUAUCUCCAGCUGAUGAUAUUUUCUUCCAUGGACACUUACUUCCUCUUCACCUUCUUUCCCAUCUCCCUAUAUCAUCCCCUAGAUCUUCCACUAAUUCCCUUGAUGGUUUCACUCUUCCCAAAAAAGAUCAUCACUUUUUUCAUCAACAAGAACAUAAAGUCCAAAACUCCAAGAAUCAAAGAGUAGUAUUAUUAAAGGAUGACACUUCUUGUGAUUCUAAGGGAAAACCAAAGACGAAGUCUUUUUCACUCUUUGGGAUACCAAAAUGGAGAAAAGGGUAUGAAGUAAAAGAUCAAAACAAAGAAAGAUCAUCACAACAAUAUAGCAAGAAGAUGAGUCAAGUUGUGAAGAGGUAUAUAAAAAUGGUAAGGCCAUUUUUGUCAUUUAGAAACAAAAAGAAUAUGCAAUUUCAUUCUUUUUCUGGGAAUUUAUUAAAAGGAAAGAAUAAUAAGGAUUUUAGAGGAAUAUUAAAAGAGCAAUAUUCAUCAGCACCAGCUUCAAUAAGAACAUCACCUACAAAUAGUGGUCUACUUGUAGCAACACCAACAGGAGGAGGAGGAGGUUAUAGUAAUUAUACUAAUUCUUCUUAUUCUUCAAGAGAUAGCACUAUGGAAGAGUUACAAGCUGCUAUACAAUCUGCAAUUGCCCAUUGUAAGAAAUCUAUUUCAAUGGAAGACUAAAUUAAAUGAGUACUACUUAAUUUUUCGUGUAACAAAUUUUAACAUGUGAUAGCAGGUUAAUUAUCAUCUUUAUUAGAUUAAUUUCCAAGUAUUAUAUAUGUAUUAGGAAAUUUUCUUGUAAUUACGUAUUAAAU
Molecule: messenger RNA, 1071 nt
Organism: Solanum dulcamara
Lineage: Eukaryota; Viridiplantae; Streptophyta; Magnoliopsida; Solanales; Solanaceae
Product: BRI1 kinase inhibitor 1
Exons: 1
Coding region: 65-937 (290 amino acids)
Cellular component (GO): plasma membrane
Molecular function (GO): kinase inhibitor activity
Source: RefSeq, a predicted model, not a curated record